Messenger RNA from Aspergillus ochraceoroseus IBT 24754, 2742 nucleotides. RefSeq names its product putative nucleosome remodeling complex ATPase subunit (Snf2h). Gene Ontology annotation, biological process: positive regulation of transcription by RNA polymerase II. Gene Ontology annotation, molecular function: ATP binding; ATP-dependent chromatin remodeler activity; DNA binding. NCBI's taxonomy places the organism in Eukaryota, Fungi, Ascomycota, Eurotiomycetes, Eurotiales, Aspergillaceae. Gene Ontology annotation, cellular component: nucleus. The transcript is spliced from 5 exons. Bases 1 to 2742 code for a protein of 913 amino acids. The record is from RefSeq and is a predicted model, not a curated record.
AUGGAUCUUCGUAUUCUCAUAGACCCUGACGAGAACAGCGAUUCUGGUUUGAGCAGCCCCUGCUCAUGGAUCAGUACGCCUCCUAGCUCUCCACAAAGGGCCGAGUCAAUCGUGACAACUCCUGGAAACUCUCAUCAUGAAUCUCCCAAGAGAAACCUCAGUGAAACUCAAAUAGAGCGACUUUCUCUAAGUAUUCGAACAAAACCUCACCAGAAUGCGAAUCUUCAAACAGAAGACGACAGACUUGCAGAAAUCAAACGACGAAGAAAUGUCUUCUUUGCUUCUGUUAGACAUGUCCUUCUUCAGCUCCUAGGGAACACUACCUUUUUUGAUCAAUUGGACAAUUCAAGCCAAUUUGCUACUGCCAAGGCUUGUCCUUAUAAAGCACUAGCAGCUCAACCUAGAGGAAUUCGGGGUAUUUUGAAGCCGUAUCAGCUUGAAGGAGUGUCCUGGCUGCUCUGCCUCAGAAAUAACGGUAUUGGCGGAAUCCUGGCCGAUGACAUGGGUCUAGGAAAGACACUACAGACAAUUUCUCUCUUUCAAUAUCUGUCAGAGAAUGAGGCUAUUAGGAGCCACAGAUUUUUGGUAGUAUGCCCUUUGAGCGUGAUUGACACCUGGAUUUCAGAAGUUUCGAAGUGGACUACUGGCCUGACUGCCCUUUCUUACCACGGAAACACCGAGGAGCGCCAGAGAAUACGGAAGCGCUUCUCAAGCAAAGAGAGCCAUGUUGACAUUUUAGUCACAUCGUACGAAACACUACAUACUGACAUAUCAUGGCUUCGAAGAAUGGUAUGGAGCUACGUAGCCCUAGAUGAAGGGCAUCGUAUCAAGAAUGUUCAGUCCAAAAGAGCUCGCAACAUUCAUAAAAUUAGAUCGGAGUACAAGCUAGUGCUCACAGGAACGCCAGUACAAAACAACCUCACCGAGCUGUGGUCUAUCCUGCAUUGGCUUUAUCCAGAUGUUUUUGUACCUCAAACUAUGGAUCUAUUUGAAGAUGCAUUCUCCUUGAAUGAAGGAAAAUUUGACACCAAAUUUCUGGAUCAUACAAAGCAGUUCUUGAAACACAUUAUGCUCCGAAGGACUAAGGAAUCUCGGGAAAUUAGCCUCAACAUUCCACCCAAGGAGGAGACCAUCCUAUCCGUGCCACUGACGGAUCUGCAGCUUUCCUGGUAUUGGAAGAUACUUACUGGAGUCGACAAGUCACUUAUUGUGGACGAUUCCACAGAUCCCCAGUCACAGCCCACAAUCAGCCCCCCAGGAUUUAUCGACCUUACCACGGGUGAGUGGGAAACAGACGGCCUUGGUGUGAAAAAGAGAAGCAGGAUCACUACAAAUAUACUAAUGGAAUUACGCAAGUGUUCCAUACAUCCGUAUCUUCUAGAAGACGCUUUUCCCGCGAACUACGAACUUGGACACCACAUAAUUGAAAAUUCAGGAAAAUUCAUCGUGCUACAGAAGAUGAUCCGUCAAUUUGUUAUAGUAGAGAGGAAGAAGGUUAUCGUCUUUUCCGGAUUUGAUCGAGCGCUGAGUCUCUGCGAAGACCUUCUUGAGCUUGAAAAAGCCAAAAUGCAAUUCAAGCAUGUCCGUCUGGACGGGAGUACGCCCAGUGCCUGGCGCAAUCUCUCAGUGUUUUUGUUUCAGAAUAACCCAAGUUACAUGGUUUUCCUGCUGUCAAUCAGAGCGGGGGGUGAAGGGCUCAACCUUGUGAGCGCCUCGACGGUCAUUUUCCUAGAUGAAGACUGGAAUCCCCAGGUGAUGAAACAGGCUGAGUCGAGAGUUCAUCGUCUCGGCCAGACAACACCGGUUAACGUCUUUCGUCUUCAUGCUAAAGGAACGGUCGAAGAGCAAAUGCGGCAUCGCUUGUCAAAAAAGGCCUAUCUGGCUGCAAAGGUUGUGGACGAUGCUCAAAGCAUUGGUGCUUAUACUCCUGUCAAGAUGCAAUUUCCACAAAACAUCUCGUUGGUCCCUAGCUCUGACAUCGUUUCUGAUGACCUGGACUUCGGAACGCUUGGUGAUUCAGACCUCGACAUUAUCUUACGUUCGUGUGCGAUUGACCAAGCGGCUAUACCAGAAAUAUCACAAUCUGAGCAGAAUGCCUGGCUCGCACGCUCUGAACGUGUCAAGACGGAUAUCUUCAAUGGUGAGAAGGUUGACACUAGUACCAGGUCAUACUCAACCUACCAAGAAACUAUUCUUGAUGUUUCCAAGGCAGAUAGACGAAUUGGAAAAUCGAGGACAGUCAUAAUUGAUGGAUAUGAGGUUGCUAAAGAAAACAUCGAAAGGAGGCCAGUGCUCGUAAGUUCGAAACCUGAGGUCGAUAAGAGGAAUACCAUGGUCCACCAGACAACCUGCUUCAUUUGUAAGGGAUCCAGUCCCAACAAAUGCGAAAUUUGUCCACGUGCUUUUCACAUUCAAUGUCUUGGGGCGAAUCAGGUCCGGCAUUCAAUGAAGGCUGGCCACAUAUUAUGUCCCCACCAUCAGUGCUAUCAAUGUGGAAAAUCAGCUUCUAUGGCUGGACAGCUUCUUUUCAGUUGUCUGGACUGUGAAUUUGCAUUCUGUGAGAAAUGUCUCGACUGGGAUCGUACAAUCUUUGUUGGCGAGAACCUUGUGGCAGAAGCACUAGGAUACUCGCCUAGGAACGCAUUCUUCGUCAAGUGUUUUUUCUGCACGACCGAGUUACGGAAACACCGCAUUGAGCUGAGUUCGCCCAGCCAUAGGAAGCGCACAAGACGUAUUUGUUGA